Messenger RNA from Mytilus trossulus (common blue mussel), 1560 nucleotides. RefSeq lists its product as uncharacterized. Gene Ontology annotation, cellular component: extracellular region. Lineage: Eukaryota; Metazoa; Mollusca; Bivalvia; Mytilida; Mytilidae. Gene Ontology annotation, molecular function: chitin binding. The transcript has 5 exons. The record is from RefSeq and is a predicted model, not a curated record. Bases 211 to 1275 code for a protein of 354 amino acids.
AUUAACAUAUGAAGGCAACACGAUCUGACCAAUUUUUACGGUUAACUGAACGAGACAUAACUUUCUUUGUGCCAGUUUUCUAACUCUCCAAAAAGAAAACGCCACAAUUCUAACCUGGAAAUGUUUACCUUUUGAGUUUUUGUAUAUCUAGGAAAAUUAAUAAUUAUAAUAAUAUUUAAUUUAAACCUGUUAUUCUUCGAAAGGGUCAAGAUGUUUACUUUCUUAUAUAUUGUCUUUUCUGUUGUUAUAUUCAACAAAGCACAAGCCGAUUGUGGAGGGAAGGCAGAUAUCAUAUUUGCUAUUCCUGGAAACGCAGACAUUCCGGGGGAAGAAUUCUUUCCGUUUGAAAGAUUUUUAACCAUGCUUACAGAUUAUUUUCAAAUCGACAGAGAUAAUGUAAAUGUAGGUCUGAUAUUAUACGGUAGAGAAUCUGUAGCAAUUAGUUGGCCACAACCAAUGAAGGAUCAAACUCAAACCAAUACCAGAAUAAGCCUUCUUGCGCAAAGAGAAUUAUACAAUGGAAAACUAAAAGGAGCAGCAGAUGUCAAAGCGGCACUUUAUCUAAUGCGCCAAAUGUUCAGAAAUCCAUCCGGUUAUCCUCUGGUAUUACCUAGACCGGGGACCAAACAGAUUGGAGUAAUGUUCACCUAUGGCUCAGUUCAGGCAGAUAUGAUUCAAGAUGUCAUGGCAGCUACAAAACAGUUUAAAGAAGCUGGAAUCGACAUGUAUUCAGUAGGACGAAUGCCAAAUGGUGAAUGGUUUUCAGAAAUAGCAUCUCAUAAAUGCAAUGUUUUCUCAAUGGAAAGUUAUUCUGAGGGUUUGAGGGGUCUACUACCUUAUAUAGGGAGCAGCAUAUGUACAGCAAUAGAAGAUGUUGUUAAUGUUACAGCUGAUAAUUGUUUCCCCAAAUUCUGGAAGCCAAGUCCAAACCCACCAGUUAUUUGUCCCUCCUUGAAUGCAAUAUUUCAGGAUCCUUAUAAUUGUGCCUACUUAUUCAAAUGUGACUUGAAUAUUCCUGCACGUGAAAGAUGCCCAACAGGGAUGCUCUUUGAUAACUCAAUUAAAGCAUGCAAUCAUAAAGAUGCAGUGCCAUGUUACUCGAUGAUCACGUGUCCAAGUCACAUGGGUCUGUUUCCGCAUCCAGAAACAUGCAAAAAGUUCUUGAAUUGUUUCGACAAUAUUCCAUAUGUACAAAAAUGUCCACGUGACCUGUAUUUUAAAAAUGCUACCAAAAUCUGCGAGGAAGAGCACAAAGUUAAUUGCAUAUUUCACUGAGAAGUAGAACAAGUCCGCUAAAGGAUCUUUGAAAGAAUAAUGUAUAACAAGCUACAUGUAAGAUAUUGAAAUCCGGAAUGUAGGAAGUUUCAAAUUUGCCCUGAACACCAAAACUGUGUUAAUUCUGUGACUGUUGGUAAAUACCAGAGAAACUUCAGAAAAAUUUGUAUGAGGAGAACAUAUGAUGAGAUGAGAUCAUCCUAGUGCUUAAUAAAUUGUAAUACAACAAUUGUUAAUUAUAUGCAAAAUUAUGCAAAAAUGUCUGGAAUAUAUAAAUGAUAUGUA